AUGCAUCUAAGUACAGCACUUACAGAACUCGUUAUUCCUAUAGUAGAUGAAAGUAAUUUAACACAUACGCAUUUAUUUACACGUCGUAAUGAUUCAAAAGAUGAUACUUUUUAUGAUACUUUAAUGGCAACAACGGCCGCACCCACUUUUUUUCCACCUUAUGAGAUAAAGGGCAGAGGUUUUUUCCUAAACGGAGCUUUACAUCUUAAUAAUCCAGCAAUGGCAGCAUAUGAGAAAGCCAUUCAAUACGAUGCAGCAAAAGAAAAGAUUUUUGUUCUUUCUUUAGCACAAAAUCUUCACAAAGUAGUUCUACCACAACAAGAAAACAAUACUGAUCGUUCAAUGUAUAAUUUAUUGGGAAAAUGCUAUCAACGAUGGCAAGUUUGGUUUGAAGAGCCAAUAAGUCUGGAUGAUUGCGAAAGGGUUCCUCAUCUCCUAGAAUUAGGCAAUCAGUAUAUAGAAAAGCUUGAUGCUUCAGAUGAGAAUCCUAUAAAUAACCAUAAGUACCACACAAGUGACACAACAUAUGCUAAUUAUUUAAGAAUUAACGGUAAAAUAGACCGAGCUGAUAAACAGGAAAAUCUAGCAAAAAAAUUUGAAAAAUUUAUUGAAAAACCUAAAAAGUUAGCAGAUACUUAUAAAACAAAUUCAAGAUUAUUUACGGAAACUAUAUUAGGAGAUGAAGAGAAUAUUCAAGAAGCCGUAGAGAAAGAAAUAAAAAUUAUCCAAAAUACUUUAGAAAAGAAAUUUAUAGAAACUAUUCGACAUAUUUUAAACAAUUUAAUGAAAUGCUCAAAAUUUUUGAAGACUAUAAGGAUAUCGUUAUCGCAGACUUCAGAUACUAAUAAGCGAUCGGAAGAUCAAACUUCAAGAAUCAAAGAAAAUAAGAAAUUGAUUUCUUCUUUAAAUAUUUUAAAAUCAUUAGCUGUUAAAGCAGCCUAUUCAAAAAGAUUAACUUUUAUAUAUCAUGCUCUAAAUUCUCCAAAUAAAAAAGAAAUCUUAUUUAGUAAUACUCAAUUUACAGAAGAAGAAAUUAACAAACGGUUUAGGGAACUAGCUUUAUACUUCCAUUCUGAUAAAAUGAAUCGACCUAAUACUUCAAUUUGGCUUCAAGAGACACAUAAAAACUUGGGUACUGAACUAUUUUUUGUGAUAAUAGAAUUUAAAGAUAACUUGUUGAAUGAUUUGAAGAAAAUUUUACAAAAUGAAGGCUAUCUGACUUUUCAUGAAAAAAAUGCAAAUAAGCUUUGGAAAAUCGCAAUUGAUUAUCGUAAUGCAGUUAAGGAGCAAUGGAGUAAACUGAGACUUCUGAGAAAAGAGGAUAUUGAGGAAAUUCCUUCUGAAAAAUUAAAGAGCUUGAGCAUAGAAUUACGUGGAAAUAUGGCAUUAUGUUUAUACAUUUCUAACAAGUUUAUUGAAGCUCAGUUAUAUGCUUUAGCAGCAAUUCAACUGCAUCUUAAAAAUUCUCAAAAGGUUAAGGAUGGAGAUCCUAUGGCGGAUACUAGAGAGAAUGAUGAUUCAGUGGAUGUUGAAGAAACUCCUGAAUUAGAUACUGAGAUCAAUAUAGAAGAUAGAUCUGAACAUACGAUUGCUUUAGUAAAAACAGUUGAUCAAGAAUUCUCCUUUUUUGACAAGAAGACUAUUCAAAAUUCAAUUAAUAAUGAUAUGGCAAAAGUAAGUAUUAAAUUAAUGCUUAAAGCAGAUCGGAGUUUAGUUCGUUAUCAAAUACCUCAAGAAGAAAUUUUACAUGCCAAAAAUUGUGCUUUAAAAUAUAAAGCAUCAGGGGUUGUGGCUAUGGGAGGAGCGAUGAUUGUGGGAACAUCAGUAACAGUGGCUGCUUGCUUUAAUAUUUAUGAGGCAGUAGCUAUAAUAGGAGGUGGUCCAUUUGCACUUAUCGGAGGAUUGCUUGCUCUUGGUUUAGAAAUAUGGGCUGGUGUAAACUUAUGGAAAAGAGGAAAUAAACUCUUAGAAGAGCCAAAAAUUUGUGAAAAGCUUAAUGAGAUUAUGGUCAAUGUAUUAAAAGCUUAUGAUAAAGGAGAAUAUCGGAAAUUUAUUGAUGCAUUUUCUGAGGAAUUUAAAAAAGACGGAUGUCUCUUAAAAUUAGAAAAACGUGAAGAUACUUUUGAUACUAAAUAUAUAAUAGAUACCCUUUUAAAUUAUGGUUUUAGAUCCGAUGGUAUUGCCUAUCUAUUAAAUUUACUUGGUGAAGUCUUAUGUAGUGGAAAAAUUAAAAUUAAAGGGAAAGUACCAAAAGAUUUAAAAGAACUAGCAAUGAAAGCUUUUGAUGGAGUAUUGAAUGAAAAACUUGAAAAUGAAGCCAGAAGAUUGGAUGAUCGUAUUCAUGAAUUACGAGAGAAAAACCACAUAGCUAGUAUGCUCAGUAAAUUUAGAGAUUUUGUCUCAUUAGAAGAAUAUAAAAGUAUAGCUCAAGAACAUAAAGAUGAUUCCCAAGAAAUGCCUUUUCAAUCAAGGUUAGAAGAAAUGCGUAAUAUUACAAAGAUUAAUCAGGCAAUUUUUGAUAUAUUAGAUGCUGGUAAAGAAGAAAUUGAGCGAGCUAUUAAAACUAUUAAAGAAGUUCGAGAUUCAAUUAACAGUUUAUUAGCGUAG
Messenger RNA from Rhizophagus irregularis DAOM 181602=DAOM 197198, 2607 nucleotides. RefSeq lists its product as uncharacterized. NCBI's taxonomy places the organism in Eukaryota, Fungi, Glomeromycota, Glomeromycetes, Glomerales, Glomeraceae. The record is from RefSeq and is a predicted model, not a curated record. Gene Ontology annotation, biological process: lipid metabolic process.